CUCCAAGGAGUCCCCAAACAGACCAAAGGUCCCCAAACAGAACCCCGACCCACCUCAGAACAUUCCAGCCUCAAAGACUAAAACGGACCCCAAACUGCCUAAACCAGCACCAAACCAAGUCCUGGACCUGUCGAAGUCCAGUUCCAGGUCUGAGAGCGACAAGACGAGGAUCAAACCCCCGAAGGCAGCCGGACCCCCAGAGUCCCCCUUCAUCGGGGACUCCUACAUGGAAGAUGAUGUCCCCCGAAAAACUAACUGUUUGUCCAACAUCCAGAGCCGGAUCAAGACUUCUGGGUUCGGGGGCCAGUUUCUGGAGUGGAUCCCCGUCCUGCAGGGGGCCAAACACGUGAGUCCAGAGGAGUACGAGCGUCUGAGACAAUACCCGGGAACGCACGGCUGGAGGAACCUGGACUACAAGACUCUGGCAGGAACUCUGUCGGUUCUGAACGGCUCGGCCAACCUGCAGAUGUUGGACGACUGGGAGUCUCGGAGGAACGGGACCGAGUGCAGCCGCUGCGCCGUGGUGGGCAACGGAGGGAUCCUGAAGGGAUCCAGGAGGGGGAGGGAGAUCGACGGCCACCACUACGUCUUCAGGACCAACGGGGCGGUCAUUAAAGGCUUCGAGGAGGACGUGGGGACCCGCACCACCCACUACAUCUUCUCCACAAACACCAUGAUGAACUCCAUGAGGAGCUACGCCGGCGCCGGGUACAGAGGACCGCCGGUGUCCCCGGAGACCCGAUACGUCUUCCUGCCGGACCACGACCGGGACUACCUGCUGAUGAAGGCGGCGGCGACGCACACGCAGGUGGAGCGAGGACCGGAGCGCAACAAAGAUCCAACGAAGUACUUUGGGCAGAAAGUUUCAGCAGAGAAGCUGAAGAUGUUCCACCCGGACUUCAUCCGUUACCUGAGGAACAGGUUCCUGCGAUCGAACGCUCUGAACACCAAAUACAAGGACCUGUACCGCCCCUCCACGGGCGCCUCCAUGCUGCUGGCUGCUCUGCACACCUGCGACCAGGUGAGCGCGUACGGCUUCAUGACGCCCGACUUCCAACGCUACUCGGACCACUACUUCGACAGCACGUACCACCAGGUGGGCUUCUUCAUCAACCACGACCUGCGCAUGGAGCUGACCCUGUGGCAGCAGCUGCACAAGGCGGGCCUCCUGCAGCUCUACAUGCGACGGUAGACGAGCGGCGCCGAAGACCCGCGGGCCCGAGGCGCCGAAACUCCGGACUCGAGCAGAUUUUCCUUUCAUAAAGGAAAGUUUUAUUCUUUAUUAAUGAGCAGCUGAUUGUUUACGGGAAAGAUUUGAGUUUUAUUUCUCAAAUAUUUUUGGUUCAACUCUUAAAGUAUUUAUUUUUGGUACUUUGAGUAAAAAAGUGUAAAUGAUUGAAUCGGAGCGCGACGGCUCCCCUGAAGUUUCACUGAAAACUUUAAGUUAAUUUUUUUUACCUCUAGUUUUGUAUUUUUCACGAACCCUGAACGAUGAAAACUGACGUGGAGCUUCAGCUGAAGGUGGUUCUGAUGGACCGGGUCCGUGCUGAACCUGGACCCGGCAGAGACCCGACGUGACGCAGAACGUCUUCAGCUGCGAGGAGUUGAAGAACCCAAAGUUCUGGGUUUUGUCUGAAGUCGUUUCAGUUUAUUUACACAAUUAAACGUGUAAAUGUGCAACAUGUUUCUGGAAGAACUUUUUGUUUUAAUCAUGUUUUUAAUUUUACGACAGUUUAAUCC
Molecule: messenger RNA, 1740 nt
Organism: Nematolebias whitei (Rio pearlfish)
Lineage: Eukaryota; Metazoa; Chordata; Actinopteri; Cyprinodontiformes; Rivulidae
Gene: st6galnac
Product: ST6 (alpha-N-acetyl-neuraminyl-2,3-beta-galactosyl-1,3)-N-acetylgalactosaminide alpha-2,6-sialyltransferase
Molecular function (GO): sialyltransferase activity
Source: RefSeq, a predicted model, not a curated record